GGAAGAUCUCCUUCACAGAACAUCUUUCAAAAUACUCAAGACGUUUCUCAGCGAUCGUAGCUAGCGAGUUCUGGCUUCUUGAAGCUAACACCAACCGAAAUUCAGUUAUUGUCAUUUAAUAACCAUUGUUCAAUUGUAACCCUAACAUCAUGGCAGACUUAAUUUACUGGCGGGCGAUGUAGAAAGUAAAAAUAUUUUACACACCAGCUCCAGAGAUAGUUUGUGGAACUUAAAGUGUGAUUAUACUACAGUCAUGGAAGUAACAAUCGGGUUAUGAGUGUGGGCGAUGGAGGACAAUCAGUGUGGGGACGUGGACUAUCUCAUCCAAGAUGAAAACACGUUAAUCGAAGGCGUGAGCAACCAAGUUCUGUUUGUUGUGGUACUCACCAUCGCAUUCCUGGCAGGCUUCCUCACGCUGCUCUGCAGAGAGGAUCAGCAGCCGAAUAUUCACCCCGAGAAUCAGGAGCAUGUUCGAGCUGUGCGACAGCAGCUUCAAUCAGAGCAGGAGGAAAAUUCCCAGCCGCAAAGUCCCCAGCCGGAAGCCAGGCAGCAGUAUUACAGAGAUAUGUCUUGCCCGGUGUGUUUACAACAAGCCGUUCUACCCGUCGAAACCAAUUGCGGUCAUCUUUUCUGUGGUUCCUGUAUUAUAGCCUACUGGAGAUAUGGCGCCUGGUUGGGUGCCAUUAACUGUCCCAUAUGCAGACAAAUGGUCACAUUGCUCUUCCCACUAUUCCAUGAGCAUGCUGCUCCUCAGAGAGUCCAGGAUGGUGAGGCAGAACCUCAGCUCAUCCUCAGAGACAUCAACGAUUACAACCGUCGCUUCUCGGGCCAGCCAAGAUCUUUGAUGGACCGGCUCCGUGACGUCCCCACCCUCCUUCGCCACGCUUUCAGAGAGAUGUUCUCCAUGGGGGGCCUGUUCUGGAUGUUUCGAAUCCGAAUUAUCCUCUGUCUGGUCGGAGCACUCACCUAUCUAGCGUCGCCGCUCGACAUCCUCCCCGAGGCGCUUUUCGGCCUCCUCGGAUUCAUGGACGACUUCUUCGUCAUCCUGCUCCUCUUUGUCUACAUCUCGAUUAUGUAUAGGGAGGUGGUCACGCAGAGAUUGAACGGCUAGUCCGGCACAUUUCGCAUCCAGGAAAUCGAAGCUUGAAGGUAGUUUGCGUUAUGUUAUAGAACUUUGUUUACAGCGGAUUCAACAUCAAUAAAAAUGUUUGAUUUGUAAUGCAUCAAAUUCAUAUGCCGCUUUUUUGGACUCUCAAAGACAAGGUUUAUGAAUUUGUAGAAAUGGACAUUGCUGUGUGACUCUCACAACCUGUUCACUGACUUUACACUUGUUUAUUUUGUUGAAUAUUCAAUUUAUGUAAAAUAAUGAAUUAUCCUUAGCAACCAUUGAAUGUUUCUACUUGCAGGAAUUUUCUAUAUUGUUGCACUUGUGACUGUGAGCUGCUGCUUACUGUAAACUGGACAAUUGGUUUGUAUUAUUAACCUGCAAUUGAUAAAUAAAUGUGACGCUUGUGCAAUGUGCAA
This is a messenger RNA of Syngnathus typhle (broad-nosed pipefish), 1524 nucleotides long. RefSeq names its product ring finger protein 170 (gene rnf170). The record is from RefSeq and is a predicted model, not a curated record. Gene Ontology annotation, molecular function: ubiquitin protein ligase activity. NCBI's taxonomy places the organism in Eukaryota, Metazoa, Chordata, Actinopteri, Syngnathiformes, Syngnathidae. The coding region runs from base 287 to 1111 and encodes 274 amino acids. The transcript is spliced from 7 exons.